Nerophis ophidion (straightnose pipefish) is the source of this 3493-nucleotide messenger RNA. RefSeq names its product divergent protein kinase domain 1B (gene dipk1b). The record is from RefSeq and is a predicted model, not a curated record. Lineage: Eukaryota; Metazoa; Chordata; Actinopteri; Syngnathiformes; Syngnathidae. The coding region runs from base 344 to 1642 and encodes 432 amino acids. The transcript has 5 exons.
ACGGGGAGGAGAAGAAGGCGGGAGCAAUGAAGCACCGGCAUUUUUUUUUUUUUUUAAUAACAUAUCGUCUUUUUUUUUUAUCAUGUGUUCUUUUUUAUCAGGAGAGAGAAGGCGCCGGUGGAAAUACUUCAUUUAUCUUCGCGCGUCUUGAAAUCCUCCAGGGGUAUUUUCAGACGGUUUAUACAUUGGCGGUAAUAACCUUUGGUGUCGUCGCGAAGGAGCUCCGCGGUGAGACAUGCGCGGUUCCGCCAUGUUCCAGGAGGUGGAUGUCGGCUUCGAAGCCACGACGUGAGCGUCACCCGGAGGAGGAGGAGGGAAGUGGGGGUGUGCGUACAUCUUCACCAUGUCCAGGGCUUUACGGAGAAUGGUCCACUUGGUGCUCUUCUGUCCUCUGUCCAAAGGCCUGCAGAGUCGCCUCCCAGCCAUCAAGGUCAAGUACCUCCUGCUGGCGUGGUUGGGCGUCCUGGUGGCCAGCUGGGUGCUCUACAUGCAGUACGCCUCCUACGCCGAGCUCUGCCGUGGACACAUCUGCCACGCUGCCAUCUGCAACCACUACAAGCGUGGCGUCAUCGCCGGCUCGUCCUGCAAAGCGCUGUGCGAGCAGAAGACGCUGACGUUGCAGCGCUGCAUGUCCACGUCGUCCAAACACCAGGUGUACGCUGGCCUGUGGAAGGAGCUUCCGGUCGUGGUCAAGUGUGGGAUCGAGGAUCGCGGGAAGGUCGACGGCGCUCCGGAUUCGCCGCUGCAACGGGAGAGGAGCUUGUUUGACAAACCAACGCGUGGAACCUCCAUGGAUGAGUUCAAGGAGAUGAUGCUCGACUUCCUGAAGGCUAAUUUCGGAGAGCAGCCGUCUUUGAGCGCCCUCGUGGACCGAAUCAUUACCCUGGCGGACGUCAACCAGGACACGAAGCUGUCCCUCGCCGAGGCCAAGUCGAUCUGGGCCCUCCUCCACAUCAACGAGUUCCUCCUGAUGGUGGCGCUGCAGGAGAAGGAGCACACGCCCAAGCUGCUGGGCUUCUGCGGAGACCUGUAUGUCACGGAGCCCCUGGGCCACACCGCCCUCUACAGGCUGGAGACGCCGCCGUAUAUGCAGCCCCUGGUGCCGGGGCCCCUUGUCGCCAGCCUGAACCGCUGGCUGGCCCCCGCCUGGCCCCGCCGGGCGCGCAUUACCAUCGGCCUGCUGGAGUUUGUGGAGGAGGUCUUCCACGGGCCCUACGGCAGCUUCCUCAUCUGCGACGCCAGCCCGCGCCACGUGGGCUACAACGCCAAGUACGACUGCAAGAUGGCCGAUCUGCGCGCCGUGGCCUCGGAGGCGGCGGUGCGCGCCUACCUGAAGGGGCGGCGCUGCGAGACCAACGCCGACUGCACGUACGGCACCGACUGCACGGCCACCUGCGACCGCCUGGUCAAGCAGUGCAACACGGACGUGGCGCGGCCCAACCUGGCCAAGGUGUGCGCGCUGCUGCAGGACUUCCUGCUCUUUGGCGCGCCGGCGGACCUGCGGGGCGACCUGGAGAGGCAGCUCCGCACCUGCGUGACGCUCAGCGGGCUCGCCAGCCAGAUGGAGGUGCACCACUCGCUGGUCCUCAACAACCUGAAGACGCUGCUGUGGAAGAAGAUCUCCAACACGCAGUACUCCUGAAAGCCACGAGGCGGCGACGUCAGACUCCUUUUCUAUCCUGUGCAGGAUCACGGAGGGGGUGGAGCCUAUACCAGCUGACCAAUGAGGAAGCGGCGGUAUAGCCAUGUGAGUGAAACAACAAAUGUCCUUUUUGCAACUGUGAAUAUCUACAAAGUGAAACUACUGUCAGCCUGACUUUGGUCCUAUACACUAAAACUUCUACAGUCCAAUACUUCAAGUCAUACAACUUUAACAACGUACGUGGAAAAAAACGCAUGAAGAAUGUCAAUUUAUGACUGCACUUGAUGACAUUUUACCACAAACUCGUUCCUAGCCCCUUCCUGCUCUGUCACCGAUAAGAAUAUAACAGCCCAUUUCCCAUUCAUGGGUGACCUACUGGGUUCGAAUCCAGGUGGAAGUUGUGACAGCAAGGUUUUCUAAAUUACAGGGGUGUCCUUAUCUGAUUUUAUAUUAGUCUGAUAUCAGGGGGGAAAAAAUCAAGUAUGGAAUAAUAUCGGCUUGCACGGAAAAACUCUGAUGCAACUCUGUUUGUUAUUUAUCUAAAUGUUACCCAAUUACCACACAAGGUUUGUCUUUUUGCUGCAGCCUACUAGGAGCUAACAGCUAAGCUAAGCACACGGUAGCAUAGACAUAUGUAAUAAGUGUCCUUAGUUCAAAAUAUUGCAGUAAUGUUGGUAUAAACACCUAUCUAAUAAUGAUAGUUGUGUAUUACUUACACAUACACAUUGUCAAAUAGCACGGGGUAAUCUUUGGGCACCGAACGUACGUAUGUAUGUAUGUACACACACAUAUAUAUAUACAUAUAUAUGUGUGUGUGUGUGUGUGUGUGUAUAUAUAUAUAUAUGUAGUAUAUGUGAGUGUGUGUGUAUAUAUAUAUAUAAAUGUGUUUUUAUAUAUAUACAUACAUAUAUAUAUACACACAUUUUUAUAUAUAUAUAUAUAUAUAUAUAUAUAUACGCGCACACACAGACACACAUUUAUAUAUAUGUGUGUGUGUGUGUGUUUGUAUGUAUGUAUGUGUGUAUGUGUAUGUAUAUAUAUAUGUGUGUGUAUUAUGUAAUAAUGUGUGUGUGUGCAUGUAUGUAUGUAUGUAUGUAUAUAUGUAUAAUGUGUGUAUAUAUGUGUAUGUAUACAUUAAUAUUUACGUAUAUAUACAUGUAUAUAUAUAUGCAUAUAUACACAUUAUUAUUAUAUGUAUAUAUAAUGUAUAUUUUAUAUAUAUAAUUUUUUUUUAAUCUAUUUUUCAAAAUUAUGAUUUGAGUUAGAAUCAGGAUGAGUAAGAAUCACGAUUCGAAUGCUAUUUGAUUUUUUUUUUGUGCACCCCUCCAAAGCAGUGUUAGAGUAUCCAGUAACAUACGUGUCCGCAUCAUUGAACUUAUGCCUUAAAAAAUUAUUGUGGCCACCUAUUGUCGCCAAGACAAAUUACCACUCCUUUUACUAACAUAACUUUAGUGUUCUUUAUAUCAACCGUGCUCGGUUGGACUAAUUAUACUUAAACAAAUAUUGUCCAACAUUCCACAUUACAAAAUAUUAAAAUUCUUUACUAUGAUUCUUGUUGAUAUCGUAUUCAAAUGGUAUCGGCCAAUACUCAAGGCUCCAAUAUCGGUAUGAUAUCAGAUGUGAAAAUUGGGACACCCCUGCUGAUUUUAAUUUUGUACCACUUAUUUUGCACUUAAUUUAUUCCUCAUGAAUUAGUUUUAGCCCCAAACAUGCAAUCUAGUUCAGUUCAAGUUUGAGUCAAAUACUUUAAAAUAGUUUCACUCAAAUAAAAAAAGAGUGAAGAAAUGUAACAGGGAAUGAAAAUGUGCUCAGUUGUAGACAAUCAGCUGUGAUUAAAAACACUUGGCUUCA